This is a messenger RNA of Sebastes umbrosus (honeycomb rockfish), 3301 nucleotides long. RefSeq names its product SKI family transcriptional corepressor 1b (gene skor1b). Gene Ontology annotation, molecular function: RNA polymerase II cis-regulatory region sequence-specific DNA binding; SMAD binding; DNA-binding transcription factor activity, RNA polymerase II-specific. The record is from RefSeq and is a predicted model, not a curated record. Gene Ontology annotation, cellular component: nucleus; transcription regulator complex. The transcript has 8 exons. Bases 310 to 2640 code for a protein of 776 amino acids. Gene Ontology annotation, biological process: negative regulation of BMP signaling pathway; negative regulation of transcription by RNA polymerase II. NCBI's taxonomy places the organism in Eukaryota, Metazoa, Chordata, Actinopteri, Perciformes, Sebastidae.
AGAGAGGGGGCUGGACUACAGUCUGCCUGCCAUGUGGACGCACAGCCUGCUGCUGCUGCUGCUGGAGCAACACGAACCAUCCACACACACACAGAGAAGAGAGGAGGAGGAGGAGGAGAGCAGGAGGAGGCGGUGCUGCACGGACAAACUGCGUCCCACUCUCCUAAGAGCAAACAUCUUUACGUCCCCACCAGCUCAGACUAUACACACACUUCUCAUCGCUCCGACUUUCACUUGAUCACAGCUUUCUCAUUCAGGACGGAGGGGAGCUGCAUGCGUGGACAUUAAGAGCUUCCAGUGCCUCCAAGGAUGGACUCCAUCAUACCUGCAGGACGAGACUCCAGCAGCUCCUCCUCGCCACCAAGCUCCAAACAGGAGCUGUCCUACCCGACCAAGAACCUGAAGCCCAACCAGGUGUCUGAGACGGUGCUGUACGGAAUACCCAUCGUGUCUCUGGUGAUCGAUGGCCAGGAGAGACUUUGCCUCGCUCAGAUCUCCAACACGCUGUUGAAGACCUACAGCUACAACGAGAUCCACAACCGGCGCGUGGCUCUGGGCAUCACCUGCGUGCAGUGCACACCUGUCCAGCUGGAGAUCCUGCGGAGAGCCGGAGCCAUGCCCAUCUCGUCCAGACGCUGCGGGAUGAUCACCAAACGCGAAGCCGAGAGACUCUGUAAGUCGUUUUUAGGAGCUCACGCGCCGCCUAAACUUCCAGAGAAUUUCGCCUUUGAUGUCACCCACGAGUGCGCGUGGGGGUCGCGAGGCAACUUCAUCCCGGCCAGGUACAACAGCUCCAGAGCCAAGUGCAUCAAGUGUUCCUAUUGCAACAUGUAUUUCUCUCCGAAUAAAUUCAUAUUUCACUCGCAUCGCACGCCUGAGUCUAAAUACACGCAGCCAGAUGCGGCUAACUUUAACUCGUGGAGGAGACACCUGAAGUUAACGGAGAAAGCAGGUCAGACAGAUGUGCUGCACGCGUGGGAGGACGUGAAGGCCAUGUUCAACGGAGGCAGCAGGAAGAGGACGUUGCCAGGCAGCGGAUCUGAUCACUCGUCUUUGAAAUCACACAACCGGCCGAGAGAGUCUAACUCAGAGAUACCCGCAAAGAUGCUGAGCUGCGAGGACAACCGGAGCAUGGUGAGUCCUCGCAGCUACCCGGUGAUCCCGGUGCCCAGUAAAGGCUUCGGGAUGCUGCAGAAGAUCCCGCCGCCGCUGUUCCCUCACCCGUACGGGUUCCCGGCGUUCGGCUUGUGUCCGCAGCAGAAGAAAGACGACGGGCUGCUGCUGGGAGAGCAGAGCAAAGCGGGUCUACCGGGCGUCCUGUGGCCCGGUACCGGUACCACUAAAGACACCUAUCACUCCUUCCCCAUGUUCUGGCCCGCCGCCAUGCCUCAAUACAAACCACAGCCACCGCCAGAGCUGCUGCUGUGUCCGCCUACUGCCAGACAGAGCGACAUGGACAGCGACCGGAGCACCAACACGUCUAAAGACAGCCUGGUGCUGCUGGAGAACGAGCGCUGCUCCAGCUCCAGCACUCAGUCUCAGUCUGCGCGUAACAACGACGACGACAAGUCCGGAGACGAGGCGAGGCCGCUGGAGCUGGUGGACGGGAUGACCCCGACGACCCUGACCCUGCAGGCGAACCCCCGGAAGAUCAGCUACGUCUCCGCGUUCAGACCCGUCAUCAAAGACGCGGACUGCAUCGCUAAGCUGUACGGUAACAGCCGGGCAGUGACGUACAACAACGGCUGCACCAACGGCUCCAACUGCCGCUCCACCAACGGCUAUUUAUCGCCUGAUUUUUUAAGCGAGAGCUCGAGCUACCGGUCCAUGUCUCCGUGUGUGGACAGCGAGGGCGAGCCGGACGUGGACGUGGAGACAAAUAAGACAGUAGAGGAGGAAGAGGAGGAGGAGGAGGACGACUCCAGGCCUCUGUCCUCCUCGGUGUGUCCUCCUCGGUCUCCUCCUCACAGCGUUUCACCAAACGACUCAGACUCCAAGAAGAGCAGCAGCAGCGGCCUGGUGGUGCUGGUGGACUCCCAGAACACGAGCCUCCUCCAGGUGGCCCAGUCCUCUGACAGAGAACUGCACAACAAGCAGUUAUCAGAGAGCCACAUAGCUGCGACUUUUACUGAAGUGUACACACCGGAGAGGGGUGAGCUGCAACAAAGGAGUCCGUAUCAGUUCAGACCUGCACAUUACAAGACUGGAGUACUUACAACAAAUGAUGAGAGUGCAAGUAAAGAAGAGCCGUCUUCCACAGUGGAGGAGAUCGAAACGAAAUCUUAUAAUGAACAAAGCAGCAGCGACGAGAACCAGCGAGAGCCGGAUGAAGGCGAGGACGCGCCAGCCAGAGCUCCUCCAACACAAAGAGCCAUAGAAAGUCUGGCCAAAGAAGAACUACAGAAGCAGCUGUUAGAGCAAGUUGAGCUGAGGAAAAAGCUGGAACGUGAAUUUCAAAACUUGAAAGAUAAUUUUCAGGAUCAGAUGAAAAGGGAGCUUUCCUACAGGGAGGAGAUGGUUCAGCAGCUUCACAUCGUCAGAGAAGCUCACGACGCUUUACACCAUUUCUCGUGUAAGAUGUUGACUCCUCGCCACUGCAGCGGAUCCUGCUCCUUCAAAUCUCCUCUGAUGCCACCCUGAAGCACAUCACUACACAUUUAUAUGACCAGGAAACAAUAUAAAAGGACACAUCUAUACAGCUUCUGUCAAACCAUUGGAGAGAACCUCCGAGGAAUCAAGUUGAAAGAAGAUUGUAAUUAUACUUGUAGUAUUUUAAAAUGUGUAUCUCCACCCUCAGCAUUUAUGUAACCAUCUUUACAGUGUAAUUUGUUUUACUGAAAUGAUACCAUUGAUGAUAUUUAUUAUUUGUGGCAAAGUGCAAUGACAAUGUAUGUAUCUUGUAAUAGUUAUAGGUUGUUAUCUCGGUUUUUUUGUUGUCAAUAAUAGCAGCUUUGACUAGCCAAUUCAUUGCUCCUUAUCCUCUCAGUAUUGUGAAUUAGCCCACUAUACUUUUGAUGUCUUCUUCUUUGCAGCCCAAUAGCUUCCUUUGGAUGUUAUGCACUUUAAACAAAUGAUGGGAAUUACCAUAAAAUACCUUGUGCAUUGAAAUAGGCCUACAAUAUAAUUAUUUGUAGCCUAUUUGUUUCUGAAGACUUACAAAACACAGAAGUUAUAGGAGGCUAAACUUGAACAUCCGCGACCUUGUAAGUAAAGCGACAUAUUCUAUUAAGAGUAGCCUAUUUGUUCAUGUAGCCUAAUAUUUGUUUUCAUCGCUAAUGAAUAAAAAAAUGAUUUAUUAAAA